Messenger RNA from Tigriopus californicus, 2074 nucleotides. RefSeq names its product cysteine protease ATG4D-like (gene Atg4b). Gene Ontology annotation, molecular function: protein-phosphatidylethanolamide deconjugating activity. The record is from RefSeq and is a predicted model, not a curated record. The coding region runs from base 94 to 1896 and encodes 600 amino acids. The transcript has 3 exons. Lineage: Eukaryota; Metazoa; Arthropoda; Copepoda; Harpacticoida; Harpacticidae.
ACCUUCAUAACAAACGCCUAGAGUCGACAGACGAUAGAUGGAUAGAGACUAGAGAGUCGACGGUAAGAAGAUCUGACCGUCUGUGGAUGUGUGAUGAAUGCGUUCAAACGCCAUUUGGGCUUGGGGUCAGAUGGCCCCUCAGGCUCGCCCAUAGCCCAGGGAACCUUGGCUCAACCUCCGGCUCUUCCGUCAUACCAUGCCUCGGCUGAAAGCAGCAGCGUGGUUGCCGCUCCGCCCGAUAUGAGGCGCAAAAUGGUGUCCUUGUGGCACGCCAUGAAAUACGGCAAAACCAUCUUUCAACUGACCAAUGAAGCGGGGAAAUCCGAGUUCAACGGAGGAUCACCGGUUCAUCUCUUGGGCUUGAAGUAUCAGAGGGGACACUUGUCGUCUGCGGGGUCUCAUCCCGAGGUCGGAUUGGGACAGGUGGAAAAAGCCAGACGUCGUUGCAUCGAAGCGUUUCAUUUGGAUUUCGAAACGCGGAUCUGGAUGACUUAUCGCCGCAAUUUUGAAUCCUUUCCGGGGUCGGAUGUCACGUCUGAUUGCGGGUGGGGUUGUAUGCUGAGAAGCGGACAGAUGCUUGUGGCCAAUACUCUGCUUUUGAAGCAUCUAGGUCGUCAUUGGCGUGUCAAACCCACCCCUCAAGAAAGAGUUCCAGGCCGCCCACCGCCCGCUCUCUCCGGCAUUGAAGCUGAGAAAGAAGCCAUGCACAAGGCUUUAAUUCGCCUAUUUGGUGACACGCCUCAAGUGUCCACCGCACCCAUUUCCAUUCACAAUCUGAUGGCCUUGGCACAAAAGAACUUCAAACGACAGCCUGGAGAUUGGUUCGGGCCCGCAACUACGGCUUACCUUCUACAAGAAGCGGUCCAUCAGAGCUCACAUCCCCUCUUACUUGACAUCACGAUCUACGUGGCCACAGAUUGCACAGUUUUUAAGGGCGAUGUGCGAGACCUUUGCGAGCGGAGGGCCCAAAACCGAUACAAUUUCAAUCACGAAGCUCAAAUCAAAGCGGACACACCCGAAGAGUUUUCUAUUCUCGAGCACCCAUUGGAAUAUGCGGGCUCAUGCGUGUCCGAAGCCAAAAGUGGGAACGCCCAAAGUCAGAUUUUUUGCGGGGUCGUGGAUGGGGUCCCGUACUUCUCAGAUGUACCCCGAAAUCGUAACAGUGAUGUGAUGGAGGCUAAGGAUUUUCAAAUGCUCAGUGACGGCACAGAGCACUAUGCUUUGAAUCAGGACGUGUCCAUUGAGGGUAGUCAAUGGGUCAUGGAGGGUCCCUCUCAAAAUGCCAAACACACGGAAUCCCAACCAUCGAAAAAGGUUGUGGACGAGUCAGCCCGGAAAUGGUCACUUGAAGAUCAGGAUUGGAAUCCGGUGCUUCUCUUGAUUCCAGUUCGAAUUGGAACGGAUAAGAUCAAUCCCAUGUAUGUGGCCACUUUGAAAACGUUUCUGACCUCAGAACACUCCAUGGGGAUCAUUGGAGGCCGUCCGAAGCAUUCUUUGUACUUUGUCGGUCUUCAAGAGGACAAUCUGAUCAACUUGGAUCCUCAUCUUGUCCAAGAUAGUGUGAAUGUAUUUCAUCGCUCAUUUGAUCCGAAUUCCUAUCAUUGCAAAACUCCGCGGAAGAUCAAUAUUCACAAGAUGGACCCAUCAUGUUGUUUCGCGUUUUACUGCGAGACCCGAGAUAUUUUUGAGCAUUGGUGCACAACCACCAAACAGAUGUCUGUCCAAUCUCGAACUCCAUAUCCAAUGUUCGGAAUUGAAGAAGGGAAGGCAAAGGAUCUGAUUGACGAUCGGUCGAUUUUGUUGGAGACGGAAAUGAUGCCAGAGGAGUUGGAAGAGUCGACCAAUGAGAUCACGGAAGAUUUUGUGUUUGUCUAUGACGGAAACGAGGAGUCGUGAUAGUCUCUAAAACGAAAGGAACAUCCUGGCACAAAAAUGCGGAUUCAUUCAGAAUAUUUGUCAUCAUCAUCAUUAAUAAUGUAUUAUUAGAUCAAUCCGAUAACCAGUCGUUAAUCACACACCUUCUCUAUAAUGUUUGAAAGCCAAUACAUUUUGAGCCAUUAUGGAGCGGACCAAA